AUCAUCGAUUCGGCUUCAACCACCUUUCCCGACCCGCACCGGAUCCCCAUCACCCAUUGGCUGGUCGUUGGCCCCCCCGGUCGCCCUCGCCAUGUCCAGACCCUCUGUGGCCACAAAGCUCUCCUCGUCAGCUCCAACCGCCACCUUGACUCCACCCACACCAGCACCCGCCUCGAAGGCAUCGUCCAAACACAGGUCCAAGCCCCGGCCGAUUUCCUCGGAUCCGCAGCUUCUCCCCGCCACGGAUGCAUCAAGUCCCAUGUCUCCUUCUUCGCCGCUGCCCUCCAAAUCCGCCAAAUCCCGGUUGCACCGACACUCGCUCUCCACCAUCGACCUCAACAAGCGCACCCUCACCAACAUGCCCACCGACAACGGUGCCGUCCAGAACCCCUCUCGACCCCGCCGCCCGUCCGGCAAGCUCUCUAAGAGCACCGACAAGCUGCACCAUAGCCCCUUGAUGAUGUCUCCGCACCGUGGUGUCAAGGAGAAUGCCAACCCAGCAACGCCUCCCCGUCGCCACUCCGAUCCGACUGUCCAUCGGCGCGAUAAAGAGUUUGAAUUGCCUCGCUACGAGCCCAGCCGCUUCCUCACCUCGGCUUCGCUCAACCUCUCGAGCAUCUACACCCGCGUCGGUGAGUGGAACAGAGACAGCGGCUCAACGCCGCCAGCCGAGGCUUACCAGGGCUACGUUGUUCUCACCAACAAGAGCCCGAGCCGCAUCCCUGUCCCGAUCCUCAAGCAGCGUCCUACGAGUGCUCCGGAUGACCGCUCACAAGCCUCGGCGACAGCGGCGUCUGGCUCGGCACAGACGGCUGCUUAUCCGGAAUUCGACUCUGCUCUCGCUGCUGCCCUCGGCAGCACUUUUCCGGAUCCACCUGCACUCGUCGUCGGCGCCCCGCUAUAUCCGAUCGACUCCUGCGACGGUAUCGAUGGUGCUGCUGCUGUUUCGUCCUCUAAUCGAGUGAUUGAAACACCUCCGGCUCUCGCAUCGCUUCACGCAAACUUCCUUCAAGGUGCCGCAUCCAGCUCAGCGUCUCCCACCGGACAGCCCGCAUCCUCCAAGUCCAGAGCUGCUGGUCAGUCCGCCGCUGGUCAGUCCGCCGCUGGUCAGGGCGCCUCGGGCUCCUCUAAAAUCCCAACAAACGGAAAGCGGCCGUCGACCGUCCCCGCAGUCCCAGCCAGACCAACACCGUCACCCACGACAGUAUCAGUAUCAAACAGACGGCCAUCGCCCAAGCCCUCGCUCGCGUCCCUUCCGGGCGCAACUCCCAAGGCGGCAACCCUUCCGCGGGCCGCCAAAACCAGCCGCAUGUCUCCCUCGCACUCACCCUCGCCUCAACCCCCCAGCUCGCCAGGCCAGCCCUACCCUGCAGGCACGGUCCGGGCAUACGGCAAGCCCAAAUCGCCACAGCCACAGCCACAGAUCGACACUGCCCCCCGCGCGAAUACGAUAGAUCCUCCGCCACGGCCACAACAGAGCAGCCAGUCUCCCACCAGCACCGUGUCUCCUGUCAGCGCGACCGUCCCGCCACCAAUAGCGACUGCAGCAGAGCCCUCCAGGCCGGUGCCUUCCGAGAGCCUGCCUGCAGUCAAGAAGGUGCGGUUCUUUGAGUGGGUCGAUGUGGGAUUCACCCACUCGCCUGACGACUACGACCGCAACCCGAUUGCCUGCGAGCCGCUCACUCGCUCGGGCGCGCUUGAGGUCAUCCAGAUGCGCAUGGAGAUGCGGCAGACCACCGAGCGGCUCUACCGCGCUCAACGCAACCAAGUCCUGGCCGCUGGUACGCCCGGAUCUCCCAAGAUCACAAGCCCGAUGUCGCCUCGGCGCAUCAGCCGCGACGAGGACGAAUGGGACGGACACUGGAACGAUGAAAACGACUUUGUCGACGACGACGAUGAUGAAGAAGAGGGUAGUGUGCAGAGACUUGUAGGUAGGCUGCGGCGUCAGCGCGAGCGCAAGCGAAACGAGCAGAUUCGCGAGGAGCGCCGCGACAGCAUGAACCUGCAGCAAGCCAAGGCGUCCGCCCGCCAGAUCAACGAUAACAUGAAGACCCAGAUGAUGGGCAUUCUUGAGUCUGCGCCGUCUCCGACGACCGCUGUCGGCUCGACCUCUGAAUCUCUGCCAGCGGUACGGUCGCCUAUCAUGCACGCCUCCUCGCCUCCGCUGGCAGCGCUCUCACCGCGCACUCCCCAGGACACCAUCGUUGUGAACCUUUCCAGCACUACCGUCGUCGUCGAGCGCGAGAAAGCACCAGGACAGCGCGUCGAUGCCAGCCUCCGCCUCAGCCCCAUCGACACAUCCAAGUCUGUCAUCGAGUCGCUCACAAUGCAGCUUCAGGCCACCACCAUCAGCUCGGCCUCGUCGCCGGUUAUGCCCACGAUUGUUGAAGAGGCUUCGGAGCAUGCGGAGCAGCCUGCCGAGCAGAACGACGGCUCUCUCGAUGGCUCAAUCGACUCGUUCGAGCCGGAUGCUUCCACCGUGAGCACCACAAGCAGCUCGCCGAGCUCGGACGAAGAGAGCCGCAACAACAUCUUUGCCCAGCGCAUCUUUGCGGCCUCACCGACUCCCGACUUUACUCCGCGCGACACUUCAACUCGGCCGCUUUCGAGCUCUGACGAAGACGAUGAAGACGAUCAAGAGCCGGAUGACGCCUCCUCGCUGUCGUCGUAUACAUCGAUGGUGUUCAAGUCAUCGACAGAGUCGAGCUCUGCGGACGGUCCUGUCGGCAUCCCCACUGUCGGUGCCGAUGACGAGGAACCCUUCCGCGGCCGGUCUCGACGACGCUCCGACACUGACGGCGUGUCACUGCGGUACCAGCAAAAGUACGGCCAAAGCGAUGUGUAUCACCAACCGCCACCGAUCCAGGGCUGGCUCCAGGAAGUUGUCAUAACCAAGGGACGGAGCCUCAGCUGGAGUGGCCGGGCUUCCGCGUGUCGGUAAACUCGAAUAGACGAAUUGUUGCGACAGAAGCGUCCCCCACCGCUGUUCCAGGUUGAAGAUGAGGGUCGGACCAAGUCGACACA
Messenger RNA from Polychytrium aggregatum, 3024 nucleotides. RefSeq lists its product as uncharacterized. The record is from RefSeq and is a predicted model, not a curated record. Lineage: Eukaryota; Fungi; Chytridiomycota; Chytridiomycetes; Polychytriales. The transcript has a single exon. The coding region runs from base 92 to 2941 and encodes 949 amino acids.